Magnolia sinica is the source of this 866-nucleotide messenger RNA. Its product is annotated as probable ascorbate-specific transmembrane electron transporter 1. Bases 39 to 704 code for a protein of 221 amino acids. Gene Ontology annotation, molecular function: oxidoreductase activity. The record is from RefSeq and is a predicted model, not a curated record. NCBI's taxonomy places the organism in Eukaryota, Viridiplantae, Streptophyta, Magnoliopsida, Magnoliales, Magnoliaceae. The transcript has 4 exons.
UCUCUCUCUGUUCUCUUCUCUUCUCUUCUCUCUCUCGCAUGGCAGUGAGACGUUCAAGCUUUGUGUUGAGGGCGACGCCCGUAACGAUUAUAGCACAUUUGAUGGGGAUAGCGGCCGUGACUCUUGUGCUCAUCUGGUACUUACAUUUUCGUGAAGGCCUCGCUUUCAAAUCCUCCAACAAAUUGAAGAUCUUCAACGUGCACCCGGUUCUUAUGGUUGUUGGGUUCGUUGUGGUUGCUGGAGAAGGUGUGAUGGCGUACAAGACUAUUCCUGGAACAAGAAAAGUACAGAAGUUCUUCCACAUGACAUUCCAUCUCAUCGCUCUUCUUGUGGGGAUUUUGGGUGUGUAUGCCGUUUUCAAGUUCAAAAGAGAGGUGGGCCAACCUGAUAUGUUCACCUUCCAUUCAUGGCUAGGCAUGGGGACCAUCUGCUUAUUUGGCCUUCAGUGGCUAGUUGGUUUCUUCUCCUACUGGUUCCCAGGUGCCGAGAUGCCGUUCCGAGCGAGUUUCUUGCCGUGGCAUGCAUUCUUCGGUAUGGCCAUUUUCCUCAUGACAAUCUGCACCGCCGAGAUGGGUCUAGUAGAAAAGUUCCUUUCUCAAGGCCUAGGGCGUGACAAAGAAGCCUAUGUGGUGAACUUCACCGGCGUAGCCAUUUUACUCUUCGGCAUCACCGUCACCCUCAGCUCCGUCCUCCCACGAUACUAAUAUUUAUUUGUUGUUAAUAAACAAUUCCCAUUUAUGGAAUUCUCACACAUUAAUAAUUUGAGGUCUUUGUUCUACAUUGCUCACUUAUGUUAAGAUCUUGUGACAUUGUGAAUGAUUGAGUUCGAGGCACGUUUGGAUGUACUAUUGAUUUGAAUUGUGAUU